AUGCUGGAGCCUCAGAAAGCAGGCUGCGUGGACGAGCUGGUGGCGUUUUCACCCUGCCUGCCCUUCGUGUCGGACCCUCCAAACAACGCCUCUGACUCCGUUGCUCCACAGUGCCGGGACGUCUUCGCUUCUGCUUUUAAAUCCGGCGACGGUUACUGUUUCUGUUACGUCCUCCGGCAGCCAUUGAUAUUUGGGUUCCCAUUGAACAAAGAAAGGGUCGCUUCACUGCCUUCUUUUUGCAUGGCCCAGAACGGCGUCUCUUCUCUGGACUCGCUCUGCUCUUCAGAUGUACCAUCGUUGCCGCCAUUGCCAAGCACCACAGAUUCAGUGACAUUGAAACCAUCCAAUUCUCAUAAUGAUUCAUCGGAUUUGGCGGACUUGCCUCCGGAACCCGCUGUAAGGUUGCCAACACCGCCGAGUUCAUCAGUAGAUCAAGCUAUGUUUUCUUCUGCAACAAACCAGGUUUGGAAACAAAGAACUUGGUUCCUUCUGGGAUGA
Molecule: messenger RNA, 498 nt
Organism: Hibiscus syriacus
Lineage: Eukaryota; Viridiplantae; Streptophyta; Magnoliopsida; Malvales; Malvaceae
Product: non-specific lipid transfer protein GPI-anchored 25-like
Exons: 4
Coding region: 1-498 (165 amino acids)
Source: RefSeq, a predicted model, not a curated record